AUGGAUCCCAUUAAGACGGAUAAAGCUUUCUACCAUAAUCUACUAAUCAAAAAUAUUACGCUGCUGCUCUACAUCUCACAAUGUUUCGGUUUUCUCCCAUACCCGUGCUAUGUUCUACAACAACACAUCGAGCGUGGUCACCUCCGUACGUGGAUACGGUGCUGUUUAAACGCUGUACUGUCCGUGCUUAUUUUCAGUAUCUCUUUGAUCUGCUACUUGAUGCUGUACAUGUACUAUCCGUAUCUAAUAUACAAGGAUACCUUUCCGGGUGUGAUUCGCAUUAUGUAUCAUGUGGAAAGUUGGUUAAGAGUGGUGCUGGUGCUGAUAGCGUUGGCUGGACCCCGGCUAAGUGGACGUUACUUCCGAGAAACUAUCGACACUCUCGUGCACGUAAUGCAGCUUUACGAUAAUGCUGAGAAGCUACAGGGGUUAUUUGGCGUAAAUUACAUCACCACCAACCGAUUGUUACUACUUUACAGCUGCCACGGGCUGGUUGUCUCUGUAACGGUGUGGAUAAGCACCGAACAUCCGAUCUCAACGCUGUUAAACAUGAGUUGCAUAGCAUCGUACGUGAUCAUAACCGUUUACACCCUCCUGUAUCAGGCAUUACUAUCGUCCGUUGCUGGAAUUGUGGCUUGUUUGAAUGAUACCCUGCUUGAAGUUACGUUGCUAGAGAAGAAUCACCCAGAACGAUCUUAUGAGAAACACACAACAAUCAGCUACAUAAGGCUUCACAAUGGCAAACAAAUACAGAACCACAAUCAGCAGGUGGAUGUUGCUACAUUCGAAAAAUUGUCCACAUUGCAUUUGGCUCUUAUGCGUCUGGUUCGAAACGGCAACAAACAGUUUGGUGUGCUGAUGCUGGUUAUCUUACUUUCCUCCUUCGUUCAAACCAAUAUCUUGCUCAUCGAACUGUACCAUAACAUCCGGCAUCCCAUGUUACCGGAGUACAGCAUGUGGAUCUACUUUCUACACGCACUGGUACACUUUUCGUUCUUCUUUGUAAUAGCCAAAACGAAUCAUUCGAUACAGCAACAGUUGAGCCAUCCGACAAUGGAUUUGAUCCUUUUCCUUUGUUUGUUACAGAAUGAACGCACAAUGCUUCUGUUGCAUGAAUUCAAAUGUUCCUGGAACGUUGAACAAAACAUGGCGGUAAGUACAUUAGAGGAUCUUUUUCAAUUUCAUCACACCAAACACGGUUCAAAAUGA
Messenger RNA from Anopheles marshallii, 1209 nucleotides. RefSeq lists its product as uncharacterized. Gene Ontology annotation, cellular component: membrane. Gene Ontology annotation, biological process: sensory perception of taste. The record is from RefSeq and is a predicted model, not a curated record. Bases 1 to 1209 code for a protein of 402 amino acids. Lineage: Eukaryota; Metazoa; Arthropoda; Insecta; Diptera; Culicidae. The transcript has 2 exons.